AAGUUAAUGACAUUUGGCGCAUGUUUGAAGAGUAUUUUUUAGAUGAUUCAUUUGUUGACUACAAUAAAAUUGAUUUUAGAAUUAUCCAUUUUGCCGAGAAGUUAAUGUCGUACCACCAUUACACUUAGCUGUGCUUUGUACAAGCCUUAAUCACGGAUUCAUGUUAUUUUACAUGGCUCAAUGGAGCCUGAAGUCAGUGCAGUCCUUCAUGGACUGCGGCAGAUAUGGGUAAUUGCAUGGGCAGUUGCUUACCAACAUCUCGCAGAUUAUUUUCUAGUGAUGAUAAAACAGACUUUGCUGACCUUAUAAAUAAUCCUAAUGAAGAUACUACUAACAAAAGAUGUUUUUUAAUUCGGCAUUUCCUCAAGACUAAAAAGAAACACAGACCAAAGGAAGCAGUUUUAAAUUUGGUUGAAGACAUUUUCCCCUCUUCUAAAAGUACUAAUUAUUCCAAGCUCAACAAGAUACCACACUCAUCAGAUAGACAGAACAUACCUUUACAAUGUUUAGAUGCCCGUGCUCUUUUAACAAAUACUGCAAACUCUACACCUGCUAGUUCUCUAGAUCUAGAAUGGGAGCAUGAAGCCUUGCCCUUAGAAGUUGUACAAGAGCCCUGUAACAGUUCAUGGGCUGUGGUUCCUUCUGAACGAAAUAAUUCUCAGUCAACUGCGUUUGAUGACAAUAACACAGACUGGUCACGAGUCCCUUCUGCUGAUUCUUUAGAAUGGGAUAGCGUUCAGAAUUCACUCCAAGCGACUCCACUUCCCGAAAUCGACGCGGAUACUCAGGCCCUAUUAAAUGAAAUAGAAAGAUUGACUGAACAGGCACUUAAGGAAACUGGACAGAGUCUAGGUAGCUGAUCGAUUCAUUUAGAAAAUGAACCAAUAACAAAAAAGUAUGUAAUAAAUUCCUUUAUAUUUUGUGUACAAAAUGACUGUAGGACAUAGUAGAAAUUUUAAACAAAUAUCAGUCACAGAUAAAUUUAUGUUUUUAGUUGAUUAACGAGAUCCUUUGUUAUUUACAUGUCUUCAUGUUCUAUAAUUUUUUCAUCUCACAUUUUCAAUAAUCUAUCUAUGCAAACAAAUUUUAAAUAUCCUGAUGGUAAUCAAAUAUCUUUUGAAUUUUAUUUUUAAUUCGCGCCUGGUAGUGCUUUUAAUAACUAAAAAAAAUUACUUGCUUAAACGGAUAGCAAUCAUAACAAAAUCCAAAUGUACCUUGUUAAUAAAUAUGGUGCUAAACUGCUAUUAAUUAAAUUAAUUAUUAAAAAUGGGUCAUAAAAAGAAAUCCAAUUAAACCAAAAGCAAAACUAUUUUUUAUUAUCAGUUCCAUUUCUUAUUGCAAUAAGUUUACUUAAGAAAAGUAAAUAUAGUCGUAUAAAAUUAAGCGAAAUGUUCUUUGAUUUGAUAUAGACUUGCAAAUUUAGUGCAUACGUUACUUUUAACUAAAAUUUAGAAUUUAUCACUUAUGAAGUUUGAAUUGCAUGUCACUGUUGUAUAUAUAUAUUUCAUGUUAACAUAUCAUCCACAUGCUACAUUCAUUAAAAAAUAUAAGAUGUAAUAGAGCACUGCUAAUGUGUAAAGGAAAAUAAACAACUGAUAUUUUUAACUUAAAAUCCUUGUUAGUUCCUUGUUCCUAAGAAAGUAACAAUACAACAUUGGAUUCUCA
This is a messenger RNA of Agrilus planipennis (emerald ash borer), 1665 nucleotides long. RefSeq lists its product as uncharacterized. Lineage: Eukaryota; Metazoa; Arthropoda; Insecta; Coleoptera; Buprestidae. Bases 225 to 860 code for a protein of 211 amino acids. The record is from RefSeq and is a predicted model, not a curated record. The transcript is spliced from 7 exons.